Messenger RNA from Photinus pyralis (common eastern firefly), 1177 nucleotides. RefSeq lists its product as uncharacterized. Lineage: Eukaryota; Metazoa; Arthropoda; Insecta; Coleoptera; Lampyridae. The record is from RefSeq and is a predicted model, not a curated record. The coding region runs from base 70 to 954 and encodes 294 amino acids. The transcript has 3 exons.
UCAGAGGCCCACGCCAACGUUGCUGCACUAUUACCUAGGAAAGAUUCCUUGAAGAGGUCCAUUCGUGCGAUGAGAAAAGUUGGUAACAUGCCAAGACUACCUCAAACCAUUGACCAACUAAACAUUCCACAGGAGUUUCGGGAGAUCAAUAUUGACGGCACUUUGCAUCAAUUUCUUCUGUGGGACUCGGGGAUUGAAGCCAACCGAAUAUUGAUGUUUGGAACAAGACAAAAUCUCCACUUAUUAUUUAGAAGUGAGGAAUGGUUCGCCGACGGCACGUUUUCUUCUGCGCCAGCUUUAUUCCAGCAACUCUACACAAUUCACGUAGUGCACGGCGGCCUCGUUAUUCCGGCGCUGUACGCCUUGCUGCCAAACAAGACCAAAGCAACAUAUCAACGAAUGCUACAGCAUAUUAAGGCUGCGAUUCAGGCGUUUGAUGAGGAAUUUCCAAACAUCGAAAAGACGGGCUGCUUCUUCCACCUAUCACAGUCUGUUUGGCGAAAAGUUCAAAAUGAAGGACUAACAGCGCGCUAUCAGAAUGACCACGAAUUUUCCCGUUGGAUUCGAAUGAUACCCUCUCUUGCUUUUCUUCCCCCUGACAGGGUUACACAAUCAUUUGAAGAUCUCUUGGACGAUCCGGACUUUCCUCAGGAAGCACUACCCAUUGCCAACUAUUUCGAGGACACUUACAUUGGUCGAAUUAACCGAAGAGGACGUCAGGCCCCCUUGUUUCCAAUUCAAUUUUGGAACGUUUAUCAACGGACACUGAAUGGUCAACAUCGCACCAACAAUGACGUCGAGGGUUGGCACCGUAGCUUUCAAGAGACCUGUGGUUCACUUUUUCCUAACAUCUACCGCUUCAUUAACUGCCUGAAACGACAGCAAGGUCUCCACAACUUUGAAAUGGUGCAAAUCUUGGCCGGAAAUGCCCCCACUGCGCGAAACAAGAAAUAAACGGUUAUUUCAGCAAGGGUACUGCGUAUUGUGGAGGACUUAGGCAAUCGAAAUUUGAUAGAUUACCUCAGGGGUAUAGCGUACAAUUUUGAAUUUUAAUCACCAUCCGUGGAUGUCUUGCACAGGUCCAUAUUCAAUCUUAUUGUAUUAUGUUCUUAAUUAUACAUUAUUAACGUUAUUCAUUGUAUCAUUCACAAACUUAUUCAAUCCUACCUAACAUCCU